AUGUCUCAUCUGCCCGAGACCGAGCUGAAAUACCUAUCAUGCAGUGCCAUGUUUGCCAACUUGCCCCAGGUUGUCCAACACCCGUGGUACCCUACACCCGCAUCUCUGCACGAUGCCUAUCGUGCAGCCCGGGGUGGCAGUGGCAGUGGCAAGGUGGGCAAACUAGCAGUGACGUGCGUCCAGAUGUAA
Messenger RNA from Penicillium subrubescens, 189 nucleotides. RefSeq lists its product as uncharacterized. The record is from RefSeq and is a predicted model, not a curated record. Lineage: Eukaryota; Fungi; Ascomycota; Eurotiomycetes; Eurotiales; Aspergillaceae. Bases 1 to 189 code for a protein of 62 amino acids. The transcript has a single exon.